AUGUCACAGUACAUCGGCAAGACCAUCUCUUUAGUCUCUGUGACUGACAACAGAUAUGUGGGGCUUUUAGAAGAUAUCGAUUCUGAAAAGGGUACCGUUACUUUGAGGGAGGUUCGCUGCUUUGGUACCGAAGGUCGUAAGAACUGGGGUCCGGAAGAAAUCUAUCCAAACCCUACCGUAUACAACUCGGUGAAAUUCAAUGGUAGUGAAGUCAAAGACUUGAGUAUUUUGGAUGCCAACAUCAAUGACAUUCAGCCUGUUGUUCCUCAGAUGAUGCCACCUGCAUCACAGCCCUCUCCUUCCCAGCAAGAUCAAUCGCCACGCCAAGCCCAAGCUCAAGCCCAUGCCCAGCCACAAGCUCAAGCCCAAGCCCAAGCGCAUCCACAGGCCGUAAAGCCCGAAUCCAAUGUACCUGCUGCGGUUGCUGGAUAUGGUGUUUAUACACCAUCUUCCACAGAGGCCACUACUGCCAGGAAAGAUAAUGUGAACCCACCGAAUAGGGAUGAACGUAAAGACGGUGAGUUUGAGCAAAGAUAUCAAAGGAACAAACCAACUAACCGGGCUCCUCAGUCGAACCGCAGCCACAAGGUCGAAAUUCCAAAUGAAGACUUUGACUUUCAAUCCAAUAACGCAAAAUUCACUAAAGAAGAUUCCACUGAUUUGGAAAAGGAACAGGAAUUGGAAUCUGCUGCUGAAAAAGAGGACGAAUCCGAUGAGGCGUUCUAUAACAAAAAAUCGUCAUUUUUUGACACUAUUUCAACCUCCACGGAAACCAAUACCAACAUGAGAUGGCAAGAAGAAAAAGUCUUGAAUGUUGACACAUUCGGGCAAGCUUCUGCCAGACCAAGAUUCAACUCAAGAGGUCGUGGUCGUGGCCGUGGCGGCAAUUACAGAGGUAAUAGGGGAAACAGAGGAAGAGGUGGGCAACGAGGUGGCUACCAAAACAGAAAUAACUACCAAAACAACAGAGGUGGCUAUCAAAACUAUCAAAAUGAUUCUCAAGAUAGGUCCUCCAACCAAUUCUCUCAACCUCCUUCCAAUGUCGAAUUUUAG
Messenger RNA from Saccharomyces eubayanus, 1053 nucleotides. RefSeq names its product Scd6p (gene SCD6). Gene Ontology annotation, biological process: P-body assembly; cytoplasmic stress granule assembly. Gene Ontology annotation, cellular component: P-body. Gene Ontology annotation, molecular function: mRNA binding. Bases 1 to 1053 code for a protein of 350 amino acids. NCBI's taxonomy places the organism in Eukaryota, Fungi, Ascomycota, Saccharomycetes, Saccharomycetales, Saccharomycetaceae. The record is from RefSeq and is a predicted model, not a curated record. The transcript has a single exon.